Molecule: messenger RNA, 5343 nt
Organism: Caenorhabditis briggsae
Lineage: Eukaryota; Metazoa; Nematoda; Chromadorea; Rhabditida; Rhabditidae
Gene: Cbr-egl-19
Product: Protein CBR-EGL-19
Exons: 15
Biological process (GO): calcium ion import across plasma membrane
Cellular component (GO): voltage-gated calcium channel complex; membrane
Molecular function (GO): high voltage-gated calcium channel activity
Source: RefSeq, a predicted model, not a curated record
UUAGCGAGUAUGAUGUCAUCGGGGGAGGAUGAGGAGCAGGCUGCAGCUGAUGAACAGGAGAGAUCCGAUUUAUGGCAACAGACGUUACAGGCGGCCGUGGCAGCGUCAUCAUCACAAGAUGCGACGAAAAAGAGGCCGGCUCAACGGAAACCUCUUCGACAGACGAACGUCGUCGAGAGGUCCGAACGGUCGCUUCUCUGCCUCUCCUUAAAUAAUCCCAUCCGAAAAUUGUGCAUCAGUAUUGUUGAAUGGAAACCAUUCGAGUUUUUAAUAUUGUUUAUGAUAUGUGCCAACUGUAUCGCUCUAGCCAUCUAUCAACCCUAUCCAGCUCAAGAUUCAGAUUAUAAAAAUACAUUACUUGAAACCAUUGAAUACGUGUUCAUUGUUGUAUUCACGAUAGAAUGUGUACUCAAAAUAGUGGCGAUGGGGUUUCUAUUCCAUCCCAGCGCAUAUCUUCGAAACGCAUGGAAUAUUCUCGAUUUUAUUAUUGUUGUAAUAGGUCUUGUGAGUACGAUAUUAUCCAAAAUGUCAAUUCAAGGAUUCGAUGUGAAAGCGUUGAGAGCAUUUCGUGUCCUUCGACCUCUUCGUCUUGUAUCCGGAGUUCCGAGUUUACAAGUCGUGCUCAACGCCAUCCUCCGAGCAAUGAUUCCACUUCUUCACAUUGCUUUGUUGGUUCUUUUCGUCAUCUUGAUCUAUGCCAUCAUCGGAUUGGAAUUGUUCUGCGGAAAAUUACAUUCCACUUGUAUAGAUCCAGCAACAGGACAACUGGCACAAAAAGAUCCAACACCCUGUGGUAACGAUGGAAGUGCGUUCAAGUGUCGACCAUCUGAUUCUCUGACGAAUAUGGGUGUCCGAUGGGAAUGCUCCAGCAACACCACGUGGCCUGGUCCCAACAAUGGAAUCACAAACUUUGAUAACUUUGGACUGGCUAUGUUAACAGUAUUCCAAUGUGUAUCACUGGAAGGAUGGACAGAUGUCAUGUACUGGGUGAACGAUGCUGUUGGAAGAGAAUGGCCUUGGAUAUAUUUUGUCACUCUCGUUAUCCUUGGAUCCUUUUUCGUCCUCAAUCUCGUUUUGGGAGUGUUGUCCGGAGAAUUCUCGAAAGAAAGAGAAAAGGCGAGAGCAAGAGGAUUAUUCCAGAAGUUUCGAGAAAAGCAGCAAUUGGAAGAAGACUUGAAAGGGUACUUGGACUGGAUUACGCAGGCAGAAGACAUCGAACCAGUGAACGAAGAUGAGCAGGAAGACGAACCAGCUGCAGCAGCAGUGACUGGUGAAGAAGUGGAUGAAGAGGGAGAAGAACGAGUGGAAGAUGUUCGACCGAGUAAAUGGUCAGCUAGGGUAAAACGAUUGGAGAAGUUUAAUAGGAGAUGUCGAAGAGCAUGCAGACGAUUGGUGAAGAGUCAAACAUUUUAUUGGCUUGUUAUCCUUCUCGUGUUGUUGAAUACGUUAGUAUUGACAUCUGAACACUAUGGACAAUCCGAAUGGCUCGACCACUUCCAAACAAUGGCCAACUUGUUCUUCGUAAUUCUGUUCUCAAUGGAAAUGCUUCUGAAGAUGUAUUCUCUUGGAUUCACCACAUACACAACAUCACAGUUCAACAGAUUCGAUUGUUUUGUCGUUAUCAGUUCGAUUCUCGAGUUCGUUCUCGUCUAUUUCGAUUUGAUGAAACCACUCGGAGUGUCUGUGUUGCGUUCUGCACGUCUUCUGAGAAUAUUCAAAGUCACCAAAUACUGGACGUCGCUGAGAAAUUUGGUCUCUUCCCUGUUGAACUCUCUCCGAUCCAUCAUCUCUCUUCUGUUACUUCUCUUCUUGUUCAUCGUGAUUUUCGCGUUGCUGGGAAUGCAAGUAUUCGGAGGAAAAUUCAACUUCAAUCCACAACAACCAAAGCCAAGAGCCAACUUUGAUACAUUCGUCCAAGCCCUGCUGACAGUGUUCCAGAUUCUGACUGGUGAAGAUUGGAAUACUGUAAUGUACCAUGGAAUUGAGUCUUUCGGAGGAGUCGGAACUCUCGGAGUCAUCGUAUGCAUUUAUUAUAUUGUACUUUUCAUCUGCGGUAACUAUAUCCUUCUGAAUGUCUUCUUGGCUAUUGCUGUAGACAAUCUGGCAGAUGCAGACAGUUUAACAAAUGCUGAAAAAGAAGAAGAACAACAAGAGAUUGAAGGAGAAGAUGAAGAAUUCGAUGAAGGAGAAGAAGAAGGAGACGAGCAUGGAGCAGAAGAACCAGAAGGAGAAGAAGACAUGACAUCAGCUCGACCAAGGAGAAUGAGUGAAGUACCGGCGGCAAGUACGGUCAAACCGAUUCCAAAGGCUUCUUCGCUGUUCAUUUUGAGUCACACGAACUCCUUUCGUGUCUUCUGUAACAUGGUCGUCAAUCACUCCUACUUCACCAACGCAGUUCUUUUCUGUAUUCUGGUAUCAUCUGCUAUGUUAGCUGCUGAAGAUCCACUACAGGCAAACUCCACCAGAAAUAUGGUUCUGAACUACUUUGACUAUUUCUUCACAUCGGUCUUCACUGUGGAAAUAACUCUGAAAGUCAUCGUCUUCGGAUUGGUAUUCCACAAAGGAUCGUUCUGUCGAAACGCUUUCAAUCUUCUCGAUAUUCUUGUCGUUGCUGUCUCCUUGACAUCUUUCGUUCUCCGAACCGAUGCAAUGUCCGUCGUCAAGAUUCUUCGUGUGCUCCGUGUGUUGCGUCCACUUCGUGCUAUCAACAGAGCCAAAGGACUGAAACAUGUGGUGCAAUGUGUGAUUGUAGCUGUGAAGACUAUCGGAAACAUCAUGUUGGUCACAUUCAUGUUACAAUUCAUGUUUGCCAUUAUCGGAGUUCAAUUAUUCAAAGGAACCUUCUUCCUUUGUAACGAUCUUUCGAAGAUGACAGAAGCAGAAUGUCGUGGAGAAUACAUUCAUUACGAAGACGGAGAUCCAACGAAGCCAGUUUCAAAGAAAAGAGUCUGGUCCAACAACGACUUCAAUUUCGAUAACGUCGGAGAUGCAAUGGUUUCUCUUUUCGUCGUUUCCACAUUCGAAGGAUGGCCACAACUUCUCUACGUGGCAAUUGAUUCGAAUGAAGAAGACAAGGGACCUGUUCACAAUUCAAGACAAGCUGUUGCUCUAUUCUUCAUCGCUUUCAUCAUUGUCAUCGCCUUCUUCAUGAUGAACAUCUUCGUCGGUUUCGUUAUCGUUACGUUCCAAAACGAAGGAGAAAGAGAAUACGAGAACUGUGAAUUGGAUAAGAAUCAAAGAAAGUGCAUCGAGUUCGCAUUGAAAGCCAAACCACACAGAAGAUACAUUCCACGCAACCGUCUUCAAUACAGAGUUUGGUGGUUCGUCACUUCGAGAGCUUUCGAAUACGUCAUUUUCCUGAUUAUCGUGAUGAAUACGGUAUCACUGGCAUGCAAACAUUACCCCAGCUCGCGAGGAUUUGAGGACUUUUUGGAUGUGUUCAAUUUGAUUUUCACCGGAGUUUUCGCAUUUGAAGCUGUCCUCAAAAUCGUUGCAUUGAAUCCCAAGAAUUACAUCUCGGAUCGAUGGAAUGUGUUCGAUUUACUGGUUGUAGUCGGAUCGUUCAUUGAUAUCACCUACGGAAAAUUGAAUCCAGGAGGAACAAAUCUCAUUUCCAUCAACUUCUUCCGUCUUUUCCGUGUCAUGCGUCUCGUCAAACUGUUAUCUCGCGGAGAAGGAAUUCGAACUCUUCUCUGGACAUUCAUGAAAUCCUUCCAAGCUCUUCCGUACGUCGCUUUGCUCAUCGUCCUGCUCUUUUUCAUUUAUGCUGUCAUCGGAAUGCAAUUCUUCGGAAAAGUUGCCCUCGACGACUCCACAUCUAUACACAGAAACAAUAACUUCCAUUCGUUCCCGGCUGCUAUUCUGGUUUUAUUCAGAUCAGCUACCGGAGAAGCCUGGCAGGACAUUAUGCUCUCGUGUUCGGACCGUGAAGAUGUUCGUUGUGAUCCAAUGUCUGACGACUACAGCAAAGGAGGAUUUAAUGAGUCAAGAUGUGGAAACAACUUUGCUUAUCCAUAUUUCAUCUCAUUCUUCAUGCUUUGCUCUUUCCUCGUUAUCAAUCUCUUCGUCGCCGUUAUUAUGGAUAAUUUCGAUUAUCUCACCAGAGAUUGGUCGAUUCUCGGACCUCACCAUCUAGAAGAAUUUGUCAGGUUAUGGUCAGAAUACGAUCCAGAUGCUAAAGGAAGAAUCAAACAUCUUGACGUUGUCACAUUGCUCCGUAAAAUAUCUCCACCCCUCGGAUUCGGAAAACUAUGCCCACAUCGUCUUGCCUGUAAACGUUUGGUAUCAAUGAAUAUGCCCCUGAACUCGGACGGUACCGUAUGUUUCAACGCGACACUCUUCGCUCUCGUUCGUACCAAUUUGAAGAUCUAUACUGAAGGAAACAUCGAUGAGGCGAACGAGCAAUUGAGAUCAGCAAUCAAACGGAUCUGGAAAAGAACACACAAAGAUUUGUUGGAUGAAGUGGUACCACCAGCAGGAAAAGAAGAUGAUGUGACCGUUGGAAAAUUCUACGCCACCUUCCUCAUCCAGGACUAUUUCCGAAGAUUCAAGAAGCGAAAGGAGAUGGAGGCAAAGGGAGUGCUGCCAGCUCAAACUCCACAAGCGAUGGCUCUUCAGGCCGGACUUCGCACACUACAUGAAAUCGGACCAGAACUGAAGAGAGCCAUAUCUGGAAACUUGGAAACCGACUUCAACUUUGACGAGCCAGAACCACAACACAGAAGACCUCACUCUCUUUUUAACAAUUUGGUCCACCGACUCUCCGGUGCCGGCGCGAAGUCUCCAACUGAACACGAGCGGUUGGAAAGAGGAGCUACACUUCUCCCAUACGAAGCUCGUUCUUUCUCCCCAACACAUUCUCUUGCCGGAGCCGAAGGUUCACCAGUUCCAUCACAAAUGCAUCGUGGUGCUCCAAUCAAUCAAUCGAUAAAUUUGCCACCAGUCAAUGGAUCCGCUCGACGUCUUCCUGCCCUGCCGCCGUACGCAAAUCAUAUUCACGAUGAGACGGACGACGGCCCCAGGUAUCGGGAUACUGGCGAUCGAGCUGGAUACGACCCAUCACAGAACCGAAUGGUCGUGGCCAACAGAAAAUACGCCGAUGCACGUGUCGUUGGUGCAGCAAGACGAGAAAUCGAGGAAGCGUAUCAAUUAGGUGAACAAGAAAUCGACAUGGCCGCUGACUCAUUGGCACCGUUGAUGCAACACGUUGGAAUGCACGAUAUCCGUGAUAUAAAUGAAAAUUCACGGAGUGCUCUUCUGAGACCAGCUGGAGAAUCAUCACGACGACAACAUGAUUCUCAUGGAGGAUCACAAGAAGAUCUUCUUCUGGUGACCACACUUUAA